AUGGCAUCAUAUACUGCUACACGGAAACUCUACACCCUCAUUGUUCCUGUAGAUAGCCAGCGCGUCUUAUUAGGAUACAAGAAGCGUGGGUUUGGAGAAGGGAAAUAUAACGGUUUCGGUGGGAAGGUAGAACCUGGCGAAACUAUCGCCGAAGGGGCAAUCCGCGAGCUUGAGGAAGAGGCCUGUAUCAAGGCCAAGAAUCUACCCUAUCAUGGCAUCCUGUUCCUAGAAUCUACCGCAGAUUCUAAAGCUCCGAUCCUAGAGAUACAUGUUUUCACUGCAACUGAAUGGACUGGUGAGCCAAUGGAGACCGAAGAGAUGCGCCCAGUGUGGUUUGCACCACCCUCAACCACUCACGACUCGUCCGAUUCUCCUGCGAUCCCGUUCAAGAAUAUGUGGGAAGAAUCUCGUGAAUGGCUCCCCCUGAUUCUUGCGUUCUAUUUCCCGACCCCAAGAAGGGGAAAAAUUCAGUUUGCGCAUCAUGUAACUUUUAAGGGUGGUCCCAAUCCUGAGACUGGGUUAGAGGAUAUCUGGCAUGGAAUUGAUCGGGACCUGGAGGAUUGGACAGAAGAGGUCAGGGAGCAGUGGAUUGAAAAGAGGAUGAUGGCUUUUGAGAAUAAAAUGUAG
Morchella sextelata is the source of this 627-nucleotide messenger RNA. RefSeq lists its product as uncharacterized. Bases 1 to 627 code for a protein of 208 amino acids. Gene Ontology annotation, biological process: DNA protection. The transcript is spliced from 5 exons. The record is from RefSeq and is a predicted model, not a curated record. Gene Ontology annotation, molecular function: 8-oxo-7,8-dihydroguanosine triphosphate pyrophosphatase activity. NCBI's taxonomy places the organism in Eukaryota, Fungi, Ascomycota, Pezizomycetes, Pezizales, Morchellaceae.